GCCGCCGCCGGCCGCCGCGGGGCCUCUGGGCGCUUUCGCGGCCGCUCCCCGGGCCAGCGGGGUCCGGGAGGAGCGUGGCUGCGGCCUGCGGAUCCGGCGCCACCGGCACUGACCGCUACUGCCUGGAGCUGCUGCGGUCCCAGUUGGAUAGGGGCCUGCCUUGGAAUCCUGACUUCAGGGAGGAUGGCUGGUCCCUCACUGGCCAUCUGACUCCUUGGAGGGCAGAAAAGGCUCAAGGACACGAGAUUAUGAAGGUUACUUAUGUUCUUUGCUGUUCCCUGCAGAAUUCAGAAACUCUGUCUUCGCGCUGAGGGCCUUCAAUGUGGAACUGGCUCAGGCUGGUUAGGGAUUCAGUCUCUGAGAAAACAAUUGGACUGAUGCGAAUGCAAUUUUGGAAGAAAACUGUGGAGGACAUAUACUGUGACAAUCCACCACACCAGCCUGUGGCCAUUGAACUGUGGAAGGCUGUCAAAAGACACCGUCUGACUAAAAGAUGGCUUGUGAAAAUCAUUGAUGAAAGAGAAAAAAAUUUGGAAGACAAAACUUACCGUAAUAUCCAGGAACUGGAAAAUUAUGCUGAAAACACACAGAGCUCUCUUCUUUAUUUAACUUUAGAAGUAUUGGGUGUAAAGGAUAUCCAUGCAGAUCAUGCUGCAAGUCACAUUGGAAAAGCACAAGGCAUUGUUACCUGUCUGAGAGCAACACCCUAUCAUGGGAGCAGAAGAAAGGUGUUCCUCCCCAUGGAUAUUUGCAUGCUGCAUGGUGUUUCACAAGAGGAUUUUCUACAGAAGAAUCAAGAUAAAAGUGUGAGGAAUGUGAUAUAUGACAUUGCCAGCCAGGCACACUUACACCUAAACCAUGCUAGGUCCUUCCACAAAAGUGUUCCUGUGAAAGCGUUUCCGGCUUUUCUUCAGACAGUUGCUUUGGAGAACUAUUUAAAGAAAAUUCAGCAAGUGGAUUUUGAUAUAUUCCACCCAUUUUUACAGCAGAAGAACACACUACUUCCGUUAUCUUUGUACAUUCAAUCAUGGAGGAAAAGAUAUUAAACGAGUCUCAUGGUGAUAUUAACUUACAGUUAUUCACCUUACAAAUAAGAAGGAGUCAAGAUUCUUGUUGAGAAGCAACCGGAAUUGGCUGUUGAUUUAAGGAGAAAAGACUUAUACUGUGUGGAUGUGAGUGACUCACAGGGUAGAAAAGUUUCUGUGGGGCAAGACCAGUGCCCAGAUCCUGCCUGUGUCACCACCAGCCCUCCUUGGGAAAUCUCGUCUCCAGAGGGAGCACCAUCUUAGUUGUGCUUGUUAGGAGGACCAGUGUCUGCCUCCAGGAGGCAGCAGAGUGACGGUGCUUGGGAAGGCAGAGGGCGGGGCUCCGGCACUGAGCAGCCAAAAGGCAUCCACUGUGGCAGGUCAAGGAGAGUGCUGGCUGGGUAUUAGCUACUUAACAUUUCAUCUUUACAACCCUGUGGAAAUAGGGUGUGAUGAUAAAAUACCGUCUUGACUGGCAAGGAUUACAGCCUUAAUUUGACUUGGGCAGAUUUGAAAAACUUUGACCUUUGUGUUAUCUUCACUGCUUCACAUUCUGUCGUGAUAAUGCUGAGUGUCUCGGUAAAAUGUACCCAGCAAAGUGAAUCUCAGUGUAAAUGAUAUGGCACUGUAUUGAAUGUUUAAGGGAAUGCACUUCAUUUUUCAAACAAACAAACAAACAAACAAACAAACAAAAACAGUUCACUCAUUCAGUUUCCCAGUGAGAAGCUCCGUACUCUGUGUUUUCAUCAGUGUUCUCAUUUGCUCUAACCCCAAACCCUAUGAAGUCAGGUAUUUUUAAAAAAUACUAAAAAAAUAAAAUAAAAUUAUACAUAAUAUUACAAAACAAUUUGCUUGUUUGCGUUGCUGGUACUUGGCUGGUCUGGUCUCUGAAUGGGUUUCUAGCUUCCAAGAGUAGGAUGAUACCAUUCUCUCUUCUGGCUUCUUUAGUGGUCUUGUCUACUGCCCACUCAUACACCUGCUCUGCCUCUCCUCUCCCCUUCUCCCUGUCUGACACUAUUGCUCUUCUCUCUCCUUCUUUUUAACGUUCUUUUAAAAAUGUGUUAUUGUGGUGUGGUCCAGGAGGUGGCGCAGUGGAUAAAGCAUUGAGGUUCUGAGUUCAAUCCCCGGCAGCACAUGUACCAGAGUGAUGUCUGGCUCUUUCUCUCUCCUCCUAUGUUUCUCUUUAAUAAAUAAAUAAGAAGUUAUGAAAAAUA
Erinaceus europaeus (western European hedgehog) is the source of this 2239-nucleotide messenger RNA. It is a transcript of the gene NDUFAF6, whose product is annotated as NADH:ubiquinone oxidoreductase complex assembly factor 6. The coding region runs from base 321 to 1046 and encodes 241 amino acids. The record is from RefSeq and is a predicted model, not a curated record. NCBI's taxonomy places the organism in Eukaryota, Metazoa, Chordata, Mammalia, Eulipotyphla, Erinaceidae. Gene Ontology annotation, cellular component: mitochondrion. The transcript has 10 exons. Gene Ontology annotation, biological process: mitochondrial respiratory chain complex I assembly; biosynthetic process.